GUAUCUAACAUUCUAAAAUUUCUAACCAUCUUUUUCUAGAAAAUGGGUUUGUCCGAUGACAAUCAUACGUGUGACGUAUCUCGAAUAUAGAAAAACAUAAUGAUUUUGUUCUCCACACACUGCCUAUCCCUUUUAAUGGUCAUCUUUCAUAUAAAAAUAACAAAGAAGUAUUAUCAACCAUAUUUAAACAGAGAAAUAUAUUAUCAACCAUAUUUAGGUCGUCGCCCGUAAGCGACGCGUCAUCCCUCCGCCUGGGGGUGGUGUCAAAUAUGCAAGGGUGCGCUACACUUCAUAGGCCUGGGUGUGGUGAUAAGAAUGCUAAGGUUGCUAGGUCGUCGCCCGGAAGCGGCGCGUCAUCCCAUUGCCCGAGGAUGAUGUCAAAUAUGCACGGGCAUGGUGGGAUCCGAGGCGGGGCUAAGAACAUAAGGUGGAGUGCUAGAUUGCGCUUUGGGACGUGGAAUGUUGGGUCUCUUACAGGCAGAUCUUCCGAGGUAGUCGAAGUUAUGAGGAGGAGGAAUAUCAGCAUUAUGUGUGUGCAAGAAACUAAAUGGGUUGGAGAGAAAGCACGUGAGAUUAAUCCUGGAGGUUUUAAGUUGUGGUAUUCGGGGAGAGAUAAGACCAGGAAUGGGGUAGGCAUUAUUGUGGCGCGUGACUAUGUUGAAGAUGUGGUAGAAGUCUUCAGGAAGAACGAUCGUAUCAUGAGCAUUAAAUUGGUGAUGAGGGGUGAGAUUGUGUCUGUGAUAAGUGCCUAUGCACCACAAGUGGGAUUGGAUGCAUCUACGACUCAACAGUUUUGGGAAGAUCUUGAAGAAGUGGUGCGGCGAGUGCCAAGGGGAGAGAAGUUGGUCAUAGGAGGCGACCUCAACGGGCAUGUGGGCUCGAGCCGUGAUGGCUUUGAGAGUAUUCAUGGCGGACAUGGUUUUGGCACUAGAAAUGAAGCAGGAAAGAACAUUUUGGAUUUUGCCUCGACGUAUGAGUUGGCUAUAAUGAACACUUGGUUUAGGAAAAGAGACUCUCACCUUGUAACCUAUAGAAGUGGAGCUAAUAGUACCCAAAUUGACUACUUCUUAGUACGGACUACUCGGAGAACUAGAUACACCGAUUGUAAGGUUAUCCCAGGUGAGAGUGUUGUCACUCAGCAUAGGAUGCUUGUGCUUGACUUUCGAGGUAAGAACCAUAGAAGACAAGUUAAGCAACAAGUGGAGCCAAAGAUAAAGUGGUGGAGGCUUGAGGGAGAUCUUCAACAAAGCUUUGCACACAAAAUGUUCGGUGAAGAUGUAUGGCGUAUUGAUAAUGGAACACAUGUGGAGGAUGCGUGGUUAUCGAUGGAGCUGACCAUCAACAAAGUGGCAAAGGAGGUACUUGGAGAAUCUAAAGGAUGUCUGCCACCCAAAAAGGACACGUCGUGGUGGAAUGAUGAGGUGAAACAAGCCAUAAGGAACAAAAGAUAUUGCUACAAAAAGUUGGGGACGAGUCGGAGUGAUGAGAACAUAGAAGCAUACAAGGAGGCUAGAAGACAAGCAAAGAAAGCCGUAAAGGAAUCACAAGGGAAAGUGAACAAGGAGUUGUAUGAAAAAUUGGACUCUAAGGAAGGAGAACAAGAUAUCUAUAAACUUGCUCGUCUUCGUGAUCGUAGGACUCAUGAUAUCGGAAAAGUUAAGUGUGUGAAGGAUGUCGAUCAAAGGAUAUUAAUGGAGGACAUAGAGAUAAAAGAGAGGUGGAGGUCAUACUUUGACACUUUGUUCAACAGGAACAAAGUGCAAGAUAUUGGUGAUUUGACCAUACCAGAUUGUAUGGUAAAUCGUGAUUUUGUGAGAAGGAUCCAACCAACGGAAGUUAAAGAGGCUCUGAGAAAGAUGGGGCGGAAGAAAGCAGUGGGUCCAGAUGGCAUACCGAUCGAGGCUUGGAGAAGUUUGGGAGAGAGAGGCAUCGAGUGGUUAACAAAUUUCUUCAACAAGAUUUGGAGAAACAACAAGAUGCCAACGAGUUGGAGAAAGAGUACUCUUAUUCCCUUAUUUAAGAAUAAAGGUGAUGUACAAGAAUGUGCCAACUAUCGAGGGAUUAAGCUUAUGAGUCAUACCAUGAAACUUUGGGAGCGAGUGAUUGAGCAAAGACUUCGAAGAACGUUGAAGAUUUCAGAGAAUCAAUUCGGUUUUAUGCCUGGUCGCUCAACAACUGAGGCUAUUCACCUUCUUCGGCAACUUAUGGAGAAGUAUAGAGACGCUCACAAGGAUUUGCAUUUAGUGUUCAUUGACUUAGAAAAGGC
This is a messenger RNA of Cuscuta epithymum, 2266 nucleotides long. The record is from the annotation of a GenBank genome assembly. Lineage: Eukaryota; Viridiplantae; Streptophyta; Magnoliopsida; Solanales; Convolvulaceae.